Messenger RNA from Monopterus albus (swamp eel), 10505 nucleotides. It is a transcript of the gene ehbp1l1a, whose product is annotated as EH domain binding protein 1-like 1a. The coding region runs from base 175 to 9033 and encodes 2952 amino acids. Gene Ontology annotation, molecular function: protein binding. NCBI's taxonomy places the organism in Eukaryota, Metazoa, Chordata, Actinopteri, Synbranchiformes, Synbranchidae. The transcript is spliced from 24 exons. The record is from RefSeq and is a predicted model, not a curated record.
GUUGAGGCGUGUGUUUGUUUUGCAGCCUGUCUGCGGAGUAGGACCCGAUAAGGACCGGUCAACGAAUCAGGUGGAGUUUCCCCAGUAAAGGGACGCAGGAGCGGGGUUACAUAUGCCCUUCGUUUUAAUGUCGCAUUAUCGUGUCUGGGAGAGGGUUAUUUGACAAGCCUAACCAUGACUUCGGUUUGGAAGCGGCUCCAGCGGGUCGGAAAGAAAGCGGCCAAGUUCCAGUUUGCGGCUUCUUUUCAAGAACUGAUGAUAGAAUGCACACAUAAAUGGCAACCAGACAAACUGAGAGUGGUGUGGAUCAGGAGAAACAGACGCCACAACACAAAGCUCCACAGCUGGCAGCCAGGGAUCAAGAACCCCUACAGAGGACUGGUGGUUUGGCAGGUUCCAGAGAGCUUAGGCAUUACUGUCACACUCUAUAAGGAACCUACUGCAGAGGAGUUUGAAGACAAAGAUUGGACUUUUGUCAUUGAAAAUGAGACAAAAGGCCACAGGAAGGUGUUGGCAUCAGCUGAUAUCAAUAUGAAGAAGUAUGCCAGUGUCACGCCGGCCCAGUAUGAUGUAACACUGAAGCUCAAACCGCUGUCUGUCAAAGUGGUGGAAGCCACAUUGAAACUCAACAUAUCUUGUAUUUUUCUCAAAGAGGGCAAGGCUACAGAUGAGGACAUGCAGAGUUUGGCCAGUCUAAUGAGUAUGAAACAGAGCGACAUUGGAAAUCUGGAUGAUUUUAAUGACAGUGAUGAUGAAAUUAGCGAGGAACGGAAGACCAGCUUUGGGACUGGACAAGCUAUACAUGUUAAUGUUUCAUCCUCUCUGCCCAUUGGUGAGUCUUUGGAGCAAAAACCUCAGGGAGGUUCUGGGUUUGUUUCUUCCUGGAGAUCCCACUUUACUCCUUCAGCAGAGAACCCCUCACCUUCUCCUCUAAGUUCUUCUUCUGUUCUUGUGCUCUCUGGGCCUCCUCCUCCUCCUCAGGCAAAUAUAUCCCAAACUGCCAUAGUCUCCUCCAGUGACCAAGAUGCAGAAUUUAAAAGACAGUUGAGCACACUGAGUGAAGAGGAUACAGCACCUACAACCUCUGAUCCCAGUGCCCCUACAAGCCAGAAGUCAGAACUUUCCACGGCUUCACAGCAGAAAAAAGAAGAGCAUUUUGGAAUUAAGGUUGUUAAGGCAACACCAGGACAUGAACACAUGGUUUUACUACAGCCAUCAUGUCCAGUUGUUGCUGGUGCACCAGAACUCUCAUUCCAAACCCAAAUAAAUAAUGCUGAACAUCAACUAGAAAAACAUCCUACAGACAAGACCAUACAAUGGGAGGAGCCACCAAAGGGGAUGACAGAGGCAACUAAAAAUACAUCAGAGAAUGAAAGUGACAUGGCAACAGAAACGGUCACUAUAGUCACACCAUCGCCUGGUGCUGCCAUGAUGUUAGACACUGGUGAUGAAAUGAAGACAGAGAUAGAAGAUGGAAUAAUAGAUCUGUUGCCAAUAUGCCCCACAGUCAGUGGAAUAUUUGAAUUUCCUGUUACUACUAAACAAAUGAAUGAACACCUGCUGGACAGUGAGUCUGCUUGGAGCAAGCCAUCAAAGGAUGAAGUUAUAAUUACUGAGUCUGCUCUUCAUUUACAAGAACAGGCAGGUCAAGUAGAACAAAUGGUGAAUAUAGACUCUUCCCAGCCUGGUGCACAAUGUGCGCCAUAUUAUGUGAAGCCUGAAACUGAGUAUAAACAGUCCACUUUCUUGGAAGCCUGUUCCCUUAAAACAAAUAUUGCUGGCAUACCAUCCAAAUUAGCCAUUGAAGAAGAAAAACACUGGCUUAUAGAUCAAAAGUCAAUCUGGGAGAAACAAUCAAAAAUGAAGGAAGUAUUACCAGCAUAUGCAUCAAAGGAAGAUGGAAAGAACAAUAAGGAAAUGGUUGUACUGACAUCGUCUUGUCCUAGAGAAGCCAGAAAUCCUGGGUUCCCAUCUGUACUGCAACAGAGUUUUGUUUAUCAUAAGCAAAGUAUGGUGGAUAUUUAUCCCUGUUGUCCAAGGGUAUCCACUAUACCUGGUUCACCAUCUAUCACUGAAGCCAAUAACAGAUCAUGGGUAUCUCAACAGGAGCCACUUUUGAAGAAGAACAUAAAAACUAAAGUUACUGUCAUGACAGUGUCACCAAAAGAGAACAAUGAAAUUAAGCAAAUGGGAGCUUUGAUAAGAACUUGCCCAAAGCAUUCGUGCACACCAGGAAUUCCCUCUAUUAUACAAACUACUAUAUUAAAUGCUGGAUCAGAUAUUGUGAGCCUUUUAAGUUCUUGCCCAAAAACCUCUUGUAUUGAAGGUAUUCCAUCAUUAAUGGAGCAUCAAUUGAGCAAAAGCUGGACUACAGAUUGCAAACCUCUAGGUAUAACACCACCAAAAAUGAAUCUAGUCAUGAUUGAAGAUAGACCUUACAAUGGUGAGAUGAAGGCCAUGUCAACUUUAUCCCAAACCUGUCCAAAAGAAGCUUGUAUCCCUGGAUUUCCAUCUGCUCUUGAACCUACAGUAAUCUAUAAUGGGUCUAGUAGUGUCAAUCUCCUUCCAUCUUGCUUGGCUGUCUCAAGUAUGGCGGGUUUUCCAUCAUUGCAGAAAGCUGACAGCAAAGACUGGGACACUAUUCAGAAGCCAUUAUGGUGGAAGCAAAUUAAAAAAGAGCCUGUAUUACUAUUGGUAAAGAGUAAAAUAGGCCAAGAUGUGAAAGGAAUGGUUUCUCUUGCACAAAGUUGCCCAAAAGAAUCACACAUUUCUGGUUUUCCAUCUGCACCAAAAGCUAGAUUGAGUAAUGUUGUUGACAUGACAAAUAUGGUCAGUCUUUCAAUCACAUGCUCAAAGGUGUCACAGAUACCAGGAGUGCCAUCAUCCUACAACUCAAAAGAGUGGACAGUUAGCAGGGAGUCACUGUUUCAACCAAGAAUGAAAGAAAAGCAGGUGUCAUUGACUGACCAAUGUGAAAGAGAUAAGAGAGCGAUGAAAGCAAUGGUUUCCCUUGUACCAUCCUGCCCAAAAGAGGCACUGACGCCAGGAUUCCCCUGUCAUCCAAAUCCAGUAGCUCUAUAUUGUGCUCCAGAUAUUAUAAGCCUUUUUACAUUGUGUUCCCAAGUUUCCAAAAUACCUGGUUUCCCAUCAGUUGAUGGAGUUAUGAGUGGAGGAUGGGUAACAGAAAAGGGGUCACUGUUGAAGAGGCUGCCAAAGAAGACCAUCAUAGUUGACACAUCAAAUGACAACAAAAAGAUAAUGAAGAAUAUGGUUUCUUGUGUACCAUCCUGUCCUAAAUUAUCGAGUGUUCCUGGUUUCCCAUCUAUUCCAAAUCCCAAAAUGCUGUAUUAUGUGGUCAACCUUCUUCCUAUGUGCCCCCUAGUUUCAACCAUACCUGGAUUUUCAUCAGUUAGAGAGCACAAGAAAAAAGGAUGGGUUACUGAACUGGGUUCACUGAUGCACAGAACAGGAAAGGAUAUUAACCUUAGGAUUAACACCUCACCAAAUGACAUAGACACAUCAAGCAACAUGUUUGAAAUGGUUCCUUCUUGCCCAAGAGCAUCAAAGGUUCCAGGCUUCCCCUCAGUCCCUCAGUACAGUAUGCUGAGUCUUGUACCUGUUUGCCCCAAAGUAUCAAGUUUCCCAGGAUUUGCAUCCUUUGAAGGGGCCUCGAAAUUCCAGUGGCAUUUUGAUACACACACUUUGUGUCAUAAGCUUCAAAAGGAGACAGUUUCUGUGAUACAGAGUACAAGUCAAGCAGGAGAAACUGCGAAGACGAUGUUGGACUUAGCACCAUCUUGCCCAGAAGCAUCCAAGAUCCCUGGGUUCCCCUCUGCACCUAAAACUAAGUCCAAGACUCAACACAAUAUGAUAAGUUUCAUACCUUGCUGCUCCAGUGCUUCGAGUCUCAAAGGAUUUGCAUCCAUGACUACAGUCCCAGGCACAAGGUGGCUAAGUGAAACAAAGCCAAUCUUGAUAAAGCCUCAGAAGAAGAGAGCAGAAAAAAUUAUGGGACUUGUUGGACAGGACCAGCAAUAUUGCUACAACACAAAAAGUAUGGUGACUUUAGUAACAUCAUGUCCAAAGCAAGCCAGAGUAUGGGGUUUUCCUUCUGCUCAAGUUGUAAACAGACUACCAGAUAUGGUCAACUUACACACAUCUGUUCCAUGUGUUUCAUGUGUCGCAGGCUUUCCAUCAGCAAGGAUGCUUAGCUCUGAAUGUAUAAAAAUACAAACUAGGACACCAUAUAGCAAGUCCUUGUUUGAGAAACCGCAGAAUGUGAAGAUUUUUAUUGCAGAAUUUCCAGCAGAACAUAAACAAGAUGCCAUCAAGUACAUGGUAGCAAUGGCUCCAUCAUGCCCACAUUUGACUCUAAUUCCUGGGUUUCCCAGCAUUUCACAGUUGAAUCCAACAGAGGAACCAACGAUGACUUCUACUGAAAAAUAUACAUCGCAAGAAUUGCCUCAUGUACAGUCAACUCAUUCAUAUAUCAAAGACACAAGAAUUUCUGGUACUCUCUCUACACCUGUUAGCAUCCCCAGCACAGAACUUGCAUAUGGUGAGAAAUUUACAGUUUUAAGAUCAAGGUCAUUUAAUUUUUUAUGUCUUGUUUCGUUUCGCAUAUUUUACUACAGUAUGUAUGUUUUUAUGACAGAGGAGAAAAUCGAAGAUAGUGCAAAGCAAAACAUUGACCUUUCUGUAGAUAAUGGCAAAACAAAGGUAGAGCAUAAUGCAGCAGAUGAGGCCCAAACUUUAAGGAGACCAUCAGACACAUCAGAGCCAGCAAGAGUCUUGGGUUGGGAAGUACUGGAGGCAGAGGGAUCAAUAACAGAAAAACAGGCAGACUCCCCUUUUUCAGUUAAGGAGGACGAGGCCUCAGGAUUAGUAAAGACUAUUGUGGAUGUUUUCCACAAAGGUUAUGAAACAGUAGCAUCUAUUUUGGGGCCAUCUAGCUCUACUUUAACUGAAGUGGAUCACCAACCCAGGCCCAUAGAGGAGACUGCCUCUAUGAGUCUGAAAGACAAGAUGGUGACCCCCUCAGAUGAGUUUUUUCCACAUUUCGUGGACAACACUACUCCCAUACAGAAGAUAGAGGGGUAUUCUGAGGACAUGAACACCAAGCAUGACAUUGAAUAUCCAACAAGUGUUGAGCCUUACAUAUGGAACUUGGUAGGUGAUCGUUCAUCUUCUCCAUCACCAACUACCGACAGUGAUGAUGGGUUUUUAAUUUGUUCAAGCAUGAAGAAAUGGCCGCCAUUGACAGAGGCUGACAUUACGGAAAUAUCAAAGGAAAAUGGUGAACAAGUAGAGGAACAAGAGGCCUCUCUUGACCAAUGGGAUACAAAGGAAAAAUCACUUCCAGGUCAGGAUGUUCAGACAUCACUGUACACUGAAAGUUUGUUAGUAAGGCAUCAGACUGAGGCAGAACAGGAUGAGGUUUUAACCGUGUCAUCUUCUGCACAGCUGGAUAAAGGCCCCCAACAAGCAAGCAUCGAAGAAAUUUCUACUACUUUCCUGAAGCCUACAUCAAAUGAACUACUCACAGAUGACAAUGAACAUAGAGAAGUACUCUUGGAUAACUCUUCAUAUGAUCAAAACAUAAGUCCACUAAGACAACAUGUUGACACUGCUGUUCCUCAGCAAGGCAGAAAGCCACAGACUAAAGUUCAUAAGCACAAAUGUGAAGCUGAAUGUGUGCAAAUAUCCAUGGAUGUUAUUCCUCCUCCUCGUGUGAAAAGAAAGGAUGGUAGUUUGCCACCUGAAAUUCCAGAGAAAACUGCCCCUUACAAGCCCUUGAGGACAAAAAGCAGUGUUACUACAGAGAAAUCGGAUCUGACUCAUGACCAACAUUUGAAAGCCCAAGGUAGUGUAGCUUUAGAAACGUCUGAUCCUGUUCUUCCACAACCGUGUGACAUCAAGUCUGAUGUCUCAGUAAAACCAAGUAAAACAACCACUGAAAUGAUCUCUUAUACUGUACGAAAAAAAGACCACCCCACCAAACUGCGCUCUGAAGAAACUGAUUUUUCAGGGAGUGCAACUAUACAGACAGAGACAGAAUUGGUCUGCUCAAAGGACACAGAACAAACCUCUUGUGCUCAAGAAUGGCCCAAAAAAGACAUUAAUGCAUCUAUUCAAUCCUCUUCUCACAAAGCUCCUCCUGUGGAAAAAAAGUGGAGUAAGGGCAUCACCCCAAAGCCAGAACGACAGAUAUUUCAUGUUGAGCAAAUUGCUCCUCUCUCAAUCAUUAAGAAGAUAUCUCUUCCACAACGUGGCAAAAAAUUGUCUUUAAAUAAAUUUGGAAAAAUUGAAAGUGACAAGGGAAUUACAGCACAAAAUUUUGUUUCAAACAAGGAGUCUGUAAAACCUGUCCAGAUUGACAAUGUUGUGAUUGGUAACAUGGAAAAGGUAAAGAAGUCAAAGAUGACUGGUGAUACAUUUGAUAAGUUAAUCAAAAUUGCAUCUUCUCAAAAAUCAGAGGAUUCAUCAGAGAUAGCAGAGGCAGAAAGGGACAAACAAGCAACUUUUCUUAUCCCAAGGCCUCGUGUGAGGAAACAUUUCAGUGGUUCCUUCCCAGAUGACUUUACAGCUACAGAGAGCACACCUCAGGCUUCCAUUGGGGAAGAAGCACAGGCAGCAAGGCAAGGUGGUCCUUUAUCCAUUUUCUCAACAACUAAAGAAUUGUCAGUAGUGCAACACAGCCAAGACCUUCCCCCACUUUCUCUGGAUGAUCAGCCUUCUACUUCUAAAGAAGUGGCCGGUAUACAGUUGAGGAGACGCAGACUGUCCACUGAGAACAGUGUUCAAGUACAGGAUGAUGAUACUUUAGUGAAGACACCAAGACCUUCAAGUUUACCUGUACCAAAACCAAGAGUAAGGAAAUAUAUCAGUGAUGUGUUCCCAGGUGACUUAACAAUUUCUGACACAGUAGCUGAUACCAUUAGUCCGGAUACAUUCCAGCAGAAUGAACAAUCAGGCUUGACUGUUCCUUUGCCUCAUGCCAACAAACGUAUUAGUACAACUUCUUUAGAUAGCAUACCAGACAAUUUAUGCCCCCCCGAAAUGGAAUUGUCUCAGAGAAACCCGGAGGACAUAUCUGUUAAGGAGACCAAGGAGGAAUCAGCAUUACUGGAUUCAAGCGCAAUAUCUCAAGAAGGCUUUGUCACAGCCCACUGUGAAGAUGAUGUUACAUCAGAGUUGGAACGAGAAGUGCUAGCAGCAAUGCAAGAAGAAGAUUUUCCUCAGCCACUCUCUGGAGAAGAUACAGAGAAGGCACUGGAUGAAAUCAUUGAAGGCUGGACGAUUACAGAUAAACUUGUUACAGAUGACUCAGAGGAAGCUACAGAAACAGUGUCAGAACAGGUUGACACUGAAAAAGUUCUGGAUGCAGAGGUUGAAAGGUCCCUUGCUUCCACUGUUGCAUCUUCUCAGGAUGACUGGCUGCAUGUAGAGGAUGAAAAAGAGAGUGAACCAAUGGAAUUAAACACAAGGAAAGAAAUUAAGGAUGAAGAUUUUGACUUUGGCAUUGUACCUGUAGAUGUAACUGCUGGUUGUAUAGAGGAUCAAAGGCAAAGGAAGAAAGCAGAAGAAAUUUCAAAUCAGCCUGUACCUGUGCCUGGAAGCAAGAAGGGGCUGAGUGCUUCUUACUUAGAUGACAGAAAGUCACCUCCAACUAAUGAACCAACAAUAUCUCAAGAAGGAUGUACAGAUGGUGCUGCCUCUCUGGAAAGCCAAAUGGCAGGUCCUACCUUAGUGACGUCCAGUCAGUCUCUGCUGGAAUGGUGUCAGGAAGUCACACAGGGUCACAAGGGAAUGAAGAUCACCAACUUCAGUACUUCCUGGAGGAAUGGCCUGGCCUUUUGCGCCAUCUUACAUCACUUCCACUCAGAAAAGAUUAAUUAUGAAAUGCUGGACCCAUAUGACAUCAAGAACAACAACAAAAAGGCCUUUGAUGAGUUUGCGAAACUUGGCAUUUCUAGGUUGAUAGAGCCUUCAGACAUGGUCAUGCUAGCAGUGCCUGACCGCCUCAUUGUGAUGACUUACCUUAACCAGAUCCGCACUUAUUUCACUGGUCAGGAGCUCAGUGUGCUUCACAUAGCGAAGGACAGCAAUGAGUCCAGUUAUGCAGUAUCAGGGGACCUGGAUCACCAAGAGGACCCUGAGGCAACUGCUCGCUACUGUGCCCAGAGACUCCAGGAGGAGGGUUUAAGUUUUGAGUCUAAUGGGACUGCAGGAACAGUGGAGAAGGACAGUAAUACCACUAAAGAUAUGGUCCCACCUCCAAGAACCAAACGGUUGCAGGUUGCUGGGGCAGGUGGGGCUCAGUCUCCAGUGGCACCACCAAGGACUCAUGUCCCAUCCAAGUCAGGCUUCUCCCAUGUCAAAGAUGCUGAUCUAGUCAAGAAGCGCAGGUCACAGCGGAGGAGUGGAUCUGUAGAGGAAGCAGACGCAUCAGUGGUCAUUGCAGGACAAGAAGACCGGAGGAAGUCAGACACUGAAAGACCAGAGGCAGUGUAUGAGGAGCGAAGACCAGAAGGCCAGGAUUGCAGCCAGUAUGUGCUGAAUCAGAUGGAAGCCCUGGGAGCAGAACAAAAUCAUAUUGACAAUAGAGCCGAUGUCGUGGAGAGGAAACUCAGACAAUUACUGGAAACAGACAGUGACAAAGUGGAGGAGGAAAGGUUGAUUCAGGAAUGGUUUACGCUGGUCAACAAGAAGAAUGCUUUAAUCAGGAGGCAGGACUAUCUCCAACUACUGCUGGAAGAACAAGACUUGGAAAGAAGAUUUGAGCUAUUAAAGAAAGAGCUGAGAGACAUGAUGGCGAUUGAAGAGUGGCAGAAGACUCAGGCUCAUAAACACAGAGAGCAGCUGCUGCUUCAAGAGCUGGUUGCACUGGUCAACCAGAGAGAUGAACUGGUCCACAGUAUAGAUGCCAAAGAGAGAGGAGCUCUGGAGGAGGAUGAGCGUCUGGAACGAGGUCUGGAGCAGCGGAGGAGGAAGUAUUCUAAACAGCAGAAGGAGAAAUGUCUGAUGCAGUGAUUGUAUUGACCUGCAGCCAUGAAACAUUUAUCUGAAAGGAAGAAAGUCAAGAGUGUGACAUUCAAUUUUACUCUUCUCUCACCUGCUAUCAGAAUGAUUUCAUUCAGCAGUAAGAGGACACUUAGGCCAGGCCUGUCAACACAGCUGACUCAAGGAAGGUACCAAGGGACACACUGAAUGAGUAUGAGGUAGCACUGAACAUCCAGUGGAGACUCAGAUGUUCCAGAGUGAGGCUCUGCUAGGAUUAGACUCUGAAUCAAUUAUAUUUGAGUGUUAUUUGCCCUUCUGAGUGUCUUAUAAUGUGGCACGAGGCUCCAUUUUAUGACCAAAAUUCAAGGUCUCCUGAGGACAUUACAGGAUGAGAGAAAUAUCCACCAGUCCUCCAAAUGGAAAAACAAAAUACCCAUGUUUUUCACUUACAAAAACAUAUGGGUAGGGUUUAUUUAAGUCACCAUAGUUGCCUUACUAUAGAAUGUGCUGCAGUACAUUAUAAAUGACAGUAAAAACUGUACAGAUAUACAUCGCCCACACAUGCAGAUUGGUUCAUUGUGGCAGUUUUAUUGGAAUUGAAUUUCGUGUUGUCAGCCCUUGUGUUUGGAUGUUUGUUGUUUGCCUUAUUUAUUUCUUAAAGAUAAAAAAAAUAGCAAUUUGGAAAUGAAAAAGAUAUACAAUGUAGUUAGUGUCUGUGUUUGAGAUGUUAAGUGUUUACAUCAUAUUGUAUUAACAGGUCUUGAGUGGAACAGACAGGGUGAAGGUGACAAUGGGAUGCAAGAAUUAGGAAAACAAUAUCAGUCUUCUAACUAAGUUAUUGGAUUAAUUGCAAGUUUUAAUAUUUAUUCAAGAUAUAUCAACCAAACAAGCAGCCACACUGAUCUACUUUACUGGUUUGUAUUUUCACCAACUCUUACAGCCCAUCUGCAUUGUAGUAUUUGACUUCCAUCUGUGUAGACAAUGUUUAACACAAUACCAUAGCAUUCAUCUUUUUUUGUCAAUUAAUGACAAAGGAAAUGACAUUUCUAUCAGAUCUGCACGUUUUUCUUUUUUCUGUUGCCACUGAUAAGGAAGAUGCUCUGAUAAGCUUCAAGUAUUUAAGCACACUGAGCGGAGCCUGUCUUUUAUUUUGUUAAUCAAGUAAUGGAAAUAUUGUGCAAAAAACUUUUAUAUUACACAAAAGUUGUUCUGAAAUGAAAAGUGAGGAUGUGAAUGUUCCUGCAUGAUAAAAGACUCCUCUUCAUUUGCACAAUAUUAGCAUUUAUUUAAAGUGAAUUGGCACUGGCAUUGACAGUUCCUGAGAGGUUUUAUUUUUGUGGAUACAGCUUUGCAGUACUCAUGUUGCCAUAUACUGCCGGUGGUAGCAGCUCUGAUCUCCAGCUGUGUCAGUUAGUGAAAAGGGUUGGAAAGGUUUUAUUUGCAAUUUUAUGUUCCAUUUGCACUAUUUGUAAUGUUUGGAAAAUAUAAAAGAUUUGAAUGCC